GCCGACGAGCUUCCCCUUGAUAUCAUCUCUCAGAGUGACGAAGAGCCCGACCGUUUUCCCUCCUGUAGCGAGUACCUGGACGUCCACAGCCUGAUUAAUCCCCGCUUCUUUCGGAAGCCAAUGGCGUUCGAGUGGGUGGCGCUGAGAGCAGAAGAGGAUGCCGAAGAGGAAUCAGAAGGAGAGUUGAGGAGAGAGGUCGGGGAAGCAGAGGCCCGAUUGGCCGAGGAGGAGGAAGAAGAGCGCGAAGCAGAAGAAGAGUCAGCGGAAGCCGAAGAAGAAGAAAAAGCGGAAGAAGAGUCGGUGGAAGCAGAAGCAGAAGAAGAAGCAGCAGCAGAAGAAGAAGAAAACGCAGAAGAGGAGACUUCGGAGGUAGAGGAAGAGGCCUAUAGCGAAUACAGCGAGGGCGAGCAAAGUGAGAAGGAGGAGGAAGACGACGAAGAAGUGGAAAGGAGGGACGACCAGGGGCCAACGCACGACGAGCUCGAGUGGGUGCCAGGACCGGAUCGGUGAGAGGAGAACCCGGAGGCUGCUGCGCAGCGCAAAAAAGAGAUCGCGGAAGGAAAGCGGCCGGCGAUCGAUCCUGCACCGAACGAUCCUCUCGAGGAUCCCGAGCCGCCCAAGCCGGAACAUGGGGACCUUGUUGCCAUGACCUCGGGAGCCGCACCGACAAGGCGCCGAGCCCGAUCCCGAUCCACGUCCCCCUCCGCCCCCGCCCGUCCCCCAAUUCGUCAACGUGUCAAUGAGCGGCUUAGCCCUUCAUCAGUCUCUCACCCACACCGAAAACACAGCCCACAGUCUAAGAGCAGUGGCAUCCGGGUCCAACCAACAGACAAAUACUACUAUCCGCAGUAGCUGGCCUUAGUAUGCCGAUGUCAACAGUUGGCGGCAACGGUUGUCUGCCUUUCCCUAGCUGAUCCCCACAAAUCGCAGCACUACCUGACCACACAGCGGUUCUAAGCCCUCACUGGACUAACUCAAUGAAGCUUACUGCCCGAG
Molecule: messenger RNA, 996 nt
Organism: Chara braunii
Lineage: Eukaryota; Viridiplantae; Streptophyta; Charophyceae; Charales; Characeae
Source: the annotation of a GenBank genome assembly